Molecule: messenger RNA, 1768 nt
Organism: Drosophila subpulchrella
Lineage: Eukaryota; Metazoa; Arthropoda; Insecta; Diptera; Drosophilidae
Product: zinc finger protein 501-like
Exons: 2
Coding region: 72-1427 (451 amino acids)
Biological process (GO): regulation of transcription by RNA polymerase II
Cellular component (GO): nucleus
Molecular function (GO): zinc ion binding; DNA-binding transcription factor activity; RNA polymerase II cis-regulatory region sequence-specific DNA binding
Source: RefSeq, a predicted model, not a curated record
AUACAUUUUACAGAUCUGAGCACAGAAAAUAUAAAUCCGUCAAGUCUGUAGCCAAAACAUUGGACAACAAUAUGGAAUCGGAAAUGCCAAAAAUAUGCCGAGUGUGUCUGGUGCCUUCCGAAGACGGCUACAAUAUUUUUGAAUGCACAACAGAAUCCGGUAAUUCAAUUAAGGAAAUCAUUUCUCUAUGCACAGGAUACGAGGUAUCCGAGGGCGACACCUUUCCGGAAACCAUUUGUCCAACUUGUCUGCAGGAUGCAAAGAAUGCAUUCGAGAUCAAAGGAGUGUACGAGAAGAGCCAAGUGUUCUACUGCCAACUACAUAGGGAGUACCUGGAGAAAUCGAAUGCGAAAUUGAAUCUAAAUCACAAUGGAAAGGAAAAUAACUUUCAAAGAAUGAGGAAAAGUAUAGAAGCAGACAGUGAAACAGCACAGUCCAAAGAUGAUCUUUUGGAAACUGAUAACAACGAGGAAAAUGAUUACAUGCCCAAAACCCAUAACGAUCGGCUAGAUAAUACCAUCGAAAAUAAUACUAAAAGACUACGAGUGAUUAAACCCUACACGUGUACCAAUUGUUCGAAGAUUUGUAAAGAAAAGACACACUGCACGGAACAUUUGCGAGUGCACACUGGGGAACGACCAUUCAAGUGCUCCCACUGCCCCAGUACUUUUGCUAAAACACGCUGCCUUACACAACACACUCAUAUACACACUGGAGAACGGCCCUACAAGUGUUCCCAGUGCACCAAGUCCUUCAAAACGUUUGCCGUCCUUCAAAGUCACCUGAAGGUGCAUACGGGCGAACGAACCUACCUGUGUGACCACUGCCCUAAGGCCUUUGGACAAUCUUCAACUCUUAGAAAUCACCUGCAAACGCACCAGGAAGAACGGCCGUUCGCAUGCACCCAGUGUCCCUUGGCUUUUAAGAGAUCUAAAUAUCUAAAGGUGCAUAUAAAAAGGCACACUGAAACACGACCUUACAAGUGUUCCCACUGCUCAACGACUUUUAAAGAAAAAAGAAAUCUCGAUUCUCACUUGCGAAUACACAAAGGGGAGAAACCAUUCAAGUGUGCCCAAUGUCAGAAGGCAUUUUUUAGGAAUGACGAAUUACAAAGACACAUGCUGAUUCACACGGGAGAACGUCCCCAUAAGUGCUCCCACUGCCCAAUGGCCUACAGAGACAAAACCACUCUUCGGGAUCACCUGCGCACGAAGCACACAGGGGAGCGGCCCAUCAAGUGUACCCUGUGCUCAGAGCGAUUUCCAACGCAUAGAGCUCUAGCGAAACACUUGCGAAAGCGACCGUUCACGUGUUCAAUGUGCACAGCGACUUUUGCCACCCAUUCCAGUCUCAGGGACCACUUGCUAUCGCACGUUGAAAAGCCCAAUUUCAUCUGUGCUAAAAGAGCCACACAGCGACAACUCUAGUGACCCCAGGGUUCGAGGGCAUUCGAAUUGAAUAAAUAUCUGAGGACACACUACCAAACACACACGCAUUGCUUGUCGUGCAGGUCAUGCGGCCCACCUGUGAGUCCACACUGGAGAACAAGGAAAGGAUGGUGGAAAUUGAGUGACAACAUUAAAAAAAAUGUAUUCUUAUUUCUAAAAAUCGUUUAGAAAUGCUAUAGCCAGGCUUCCGGGUGCUUCAUGUUUAAUUCUGAAAACUAUGCAUGUACCGUAUCUUUAGAGUAUGCAACUUAGACUUAAAUACAAGAGUAAUUUUUUUCAAAACGAAAAAGAUUUGCACUAAUGAAAUGCGUGUAAACGUU